AUGGAGUCUUACUACAGCACGUGGCAGCAACCCCAGAGCGGCGCACCCCCGAAAGUCGAGAUCACCUCGCCGGCGGGCGCCUGGCCUCGCAAUCCCGUUUGGCAUAACGUUAAUCCAGAUGAAACCCCGCGACAAGUUUCCGGGGGGCGGUCCAGCGGAAACGCUUACGUAUGGUCCCCCCCCACCAGCCCGGCCUGCAUCUACCGGGAGAGUCCCCGGCUAGAAAGUUAUGCGAGCCCGACGUCGCCUUCCUGGGGGGGUCACCCGCAGGUUUAUGAUCAGGGGGGGGUUGCGGCGCAGCCAUUUUAUCCCCCGUCAAAGGCAAUCCCGAUCCGGUCGCCAAACCACCGGCCAGUGACGUCGCCCGUGACGUCACCCAUCUCUCCGAUGUCCCCCGCCUCUCCUGAGGCGUUCUCGCCGAUCUACGGCCGCGGGCCGCCGAAGCCCAGCUACAACUGGGGCGUGCAUGCAGAGGGGGGGCAAAUUCGCCCCUGUAACUGGGGGGAGGAGCAGAUGUCGAGCCAGAAUCGGAGCAGGAGAGAACAGCCCACGUCUCCGCAGAUGUACUAUUCUCCGAUGCUGUCUCCGCAAAGGGUUUCCGAGCGGAGUAAUAGGGCAGCGUAUUUUGGCUGGGAUGGGGUUUUGGCGUCGGAAGGAUCGGUGGUGAGCCCGAGGAGCGGCGUGGCUAGCCCUCGAAUGGUGGAAGUUAUCAAGGUCAAUGAAAGCAAGCCUGGGAAGGAGUCCGAGAAGGCCCUUCCGGUGGAUCCGUUUGGUAUGACCGGAGAGGCGGAAGAGAUGACGGACGUCGGAAUCAAGGCGCUUAAGGCACGCAAAAAGUCAUUCGAAGCUUCCGAGUCGGUCAUUGAGAAGGGCUGCAUGCUCGUCGAGUUGCUCCUGGACAGGGUUCCGUUGGGCGGCGCUCUCCCUGCUCUGCUCGAGGCCUUCGCCGAGCGGCGCUUUUCGGACGGCGAACUUUUCUUCGAGCACGCGCUGGCCGCCAGCUGGCAGCGUCCGGAUGUCGAGCGGCGCUGUUUGGCGGACGCCGUUUUGGCGUUUCUGGACGUCCGGGUCAUGAACUGCGGCCACGUGUACACGGGCACGCUCAAGAUCACGGAGCGCGAGUUCGGCGACCAGGCGCGCGGCGCCGCGCCGGGGGAGGUCGCCAAGUCGCAUGCGCAUAAGACAGGAGAGUUCCUGACGCGGAUUUUUAUGGGGCACAAGGGCCCCGGCCCGGCGCUGGUGGAGCUCAUGUUCGAGAAGAUGCCACGUGUCGGCGUGCGACGCGACCUCGUCGCCGGGGUUUUCCACGAGGUACUGGCCAAGAGCCGUAAGAAGGUUGCCAAAGUGCACUACGCACAAAGCUCGGGCGUCGCGCGCUGGUGGAAGGGGUUGGCCACCGGGGGUGACGUCAGCUUCGAGGAGUGGCUGGACCGCGAUCUCGGCAUGACCGUUGCGGAGGUCCUUCCGGAGGACGGCGGCCCCAAGGGCCAGCAGCGGAAGCAGGCGGCCGCGGCCGCGGGCCUCGCGCGCUCGCGCAGCUUACCGCAUGAAGCGCGCGCGAUGUCGCCCCCGGCGACCGCGCAGCGCCCCAACGACCGCCCAAUGUCGCCGCCUGUGCCGCCGCGGCCGCACGAGCGCCCGAUGUCGCCUCCCAUGCCGCGGCAGAAUGACCGCGCGGCCGCGCAAAACGCGCGGGGUUUAACACGCGGCGCGGCCGGCCUGGACCGCACGUGGUCUGCGCCGACGGACAUGGCCAAAAUGGAGGGCGGCCAGGAGGCUCCCCGGGUUCCGCCCGAAGACGCCACGGUCUCCAUCACCGCGGUCCUGAGCGAGGAAGGGCACGUGACCUGGCUCUCGCCCCGGAAGGACGAACGGAGUGCCCGGUACGAUCAACCGGUCUCUUCGCAAAGGGGAGAAACUCGCCCCGUCCGGUCACAGCUGACCGCGGCGAUCGCCACUGAUCGGAACAACGGAACCCCUCGGGAGAAGCGCGUUAGUGCCACCAAGCAGUCGGGCCAAGCCCACUGGGGGCCGAAUAUGAGUCAGGUUGCGUCCCCCCGCCAGGACACCGUUCCGGUUGGACAGCUUGGGAUUCCGGCGGAAGCCAGGGUUGACGAGGACGAGUGGCGUCGGGUGACGAGCGAACUGAAGCGGAUCGUCAGUCUCGGCCCGGGGCCGGAACGAUUGAGGGAGAUCGCGGAAGUAAUCCUAGAUUCCGCUGCGCAAUCGUAG
Molecule: messenger RNA, 2232 nt
Organism: Klebsormidium nitens
Lineage: Eukaryota; Viridiplantae; Streptophyta; Klebsormidiophyceae; Klebsormidiales; Klebsormidiaceae
Source: the annotation of a GenBank genome assembly